This is a messenger RNA of Cryptococcus amylolentus CBS 6039, 807 nucleotides long. RefSeq lists its product as hypothetical. Bases 1 to 807 code for a protein of 268 amino acids. Lineage: Eukaryota; Fungi; Basidiomycota; Tremellomycetes; Tremellales; Cryptococcaceae. Gene Ontology annotation, molecular function: structural constituent of ribosome. The transcript has 3 exons. The record is from RefSeq and is a predicted model, not a curated record. Gene Ontology annotation, cellular component: mitochondrial small ribosomal subunit. Gene Ontology annotation, biological process: mitochondrial translation.
AUGCCCAUUCAUCUCCCCGCACGCACAGCUAGAGAAGCUGCCAGGCAAUCUGCCCGUCUCUUUUCCACCCGUUCUUCCCUUUCCGCCAGGGCUCCCGCCCCUUCGCCGUCAUCCACUGCGCGUACAAGACCAUGGGAUCUCGGGGCAGUCCCAAAGUUCGCUUUCGAUGACGCCACGAGUCUCGGAUGGAUGCGUAUGUUUAGGAUCGAAGAAGGGGAGGGGCUUGUGAAAAAGAUUGAACAGGACAGACAAGUUCUGCGAGCUGCCAACAAAACAAAGUUCACACCCCCCACGUCCCCAAUCCGCAUGACAACCACCAUAGAUCUUUCCAAGCCUGAUUCCCGCUUCCACACAAAAUGCGCCCUCACUGUCCCCGUGUCGUCUCUGCCCCUCAAGAGCCCUGAGGCAAUUCACCGCUUCAAGCUGCUUGCAGGCCCUAGAUGGUCGCCCGGAAGGCCAGGCCGAGAAGAAUUCAUCAAAGACGAAGACACACUGGGAAAGGAGGGCUGGUUCAAGAUCAGCGAGGAGAGAUUUGAGAGUUCUGUCCAGAACAAAAAGUCGGCGUCUCUGACGCUGCAAAAACUCGUGGAGGCUGCUAGUGACCCCAAUUCUCCCUUGCCCUCCGAUAUCCCCCUGGACACUCGACAUCUUCUUGCGCGACACCAGAAGAAACGAUCACGCCAGAAUGUCUUUACAUGGGCGUCCGGCCAGACGUUUUUGCCUCGCCAAACCUCUGUCGGCGGCGUUCGUGGCUUUCCCAUAGAAUGGUUGCCCGAGAACCUGCGAGAGAAGGCUCUAAAGCCAUAA